AUGGCAGAUAAAAUAAGAGUGAAUUCAAAGUUUGAUCUUCAGGGAGAUUAUGAGCCAUCAGAUUCUGAAAAUGAAUACUCAGCUAAAGAGAAAAAACUUAUGGACAGGUUGCGAAAAAGAAAACAUGAUGAAUCAGGAAGCGAAGAAGAAAUGUUUGCAUUUUCAGAGUCAGAAGAGGAAGAUAAUAAUAAAGAUGACUUAGGUAUUGCAGAUAGUGAUGUUGAGGGACAAGAAAAUUCUGAUGGUGACUUACCUGAUGCAAAAGCAUGGGGUAAAAAGAAAAGAUCUUAUUAUUCUACUGAUUAUGUAGAUGAAGAUUAUGGUGGUUUUGGUGAUGAUGAAGAAGAUGCUCUAAUGGAAGAGCAGGAAGCGAAAAAUAUUCAGAAAAGGCUAAUUGAACAACUUGGAGAAGAAGAUUUUUCAAUGGAAUUUUUCAAUUCACAGAUUACAGUAAGCGAUAUAAAGGAAACUGUAGUAAAAAGUGAUUUAAGCCAAAUGUCAAAAAAACAAAAACUGCAAAUACUUGAAAAGGAAAGUCCAGAGUUUGCAGGUCUUAUUGAUGAUUUUAAGACUAAAUUAACUGUUGCAAAAGAUGAUUUGCAUCCUGUUUUAGAACUUGUAAAAGGGGGAAAACUCCCUAAAUGUCCAGCGUCUAAAUUUAUAAAAACUAAUUAUGACCUUAUUUUAAACUACUGCACUAAUAUCAGUUUUUAUUUGCUUCUAAAGAGUCAAAGAAUAAAUAUUCAGAAUCAUCCUGUCAUUAAAAGACUAUAUCAGUACAGACAAAUGCUUAAUAAAAUGGAACCUAUUUAUUUAGAGGUGAUAAAACCUCAAAUAGACAAAAUAUUACUGGCAGUUAAAAAUAAUUUAGAGCUUACUGUAACGAAAGACAAAAAUAAAGAUGGCAAAAAAAGGAAAACAGACAGACAGUCAUUUGAACAUGUACCUAAGAAACUUAAAUUGAUAAAUGCGUUAGAAAAAGAUGACGGUGAAGACACUGGUGUAUCAGAUGACGAUGAUACUGCAGAGGAUCAACUAACUGAUGAGUUCUUAAAACCAUAUUCUUCCAAAAAUGUGCAAAGAAAUAUUAAUGAAUCGGAGGAGAGUGGCUUUUCAGACAAUGAUGUAGUGGAGAAUGAUGAUAACAAGCCGACCACCUCCUCUACAGAGGUCAUUACUGAUGACCUGGGAGAAAAACGUGAAAUAACAUACCAAAUUGCUAAAAACAAAGGCCUUACACCCCAUAGAAAGAAGGAACAAAGAAAUCCAAGAGUAAAACAUAAAUUAAAGUACCGUAAAGCAAAGAUCAGAAGGAAGGGUGCAAUUCGAGAGCCAAGAUCAGAAAUAGCAAGAUAUGGUGGUGAACCUUCAGGAAUAAAAGCAAAUGUUAAAAAGAGUAUAAAAAUUAAGUAG
Messenger RNA from Parnassius apollo (apollo), 1413 nucleotides. The record is from the annotation of a GenBank genome assembly. NCBI's taxonomy places the organism in Eukaryota, Metazoa, Arthropoda, Insecta, Lepidoptera, Papilionidae.